Theobroma umbraticum is the source of this 1813-nucleotide messenger RNA. RefSeq names its product SPFH/Band 7/PHB domain-containing membrane-associated protein family (gene HIR1). The record is from RefSeq and is a predicted model, not a curated record. NCBI's taxonomy places the organism in Eukaryota, Viridiplantae, Streptophyta, Magnoliopsida, Malvales, Malvaceae.
UUCCUGUAAAGCAACCCCCCCUUUUUUUUUCUUUUGUUAAUAUGCUUGUUCAUGUAAUUUUCUCUGUCAAUUGAAUCAUGAUUAUAAGUUCUGUAAUUGAUUUUAACAAUAAAACCAAGGACAAUGGACCUAAUGCAAGAAACCCAUUCUGUUGUUUUAGCUCUGAAGCCGGCAAACAAGAGAUAGGUGUCACAGUCCGAUAACUGGAAAAGCUUUUUUUUGUUUUUUUUUUAAAGUUUAAUAUAAUUUUAUGGAGAAUUUAUUGUUUCCUUGUUGCUUAUUUUUACUAUGAGAGACAACUCGCGACGAGAAUUUUAAGGUUUCUUAAAGUUGUCAAGUGUGUCAAAUGGAAACAUAAAAUUUUCCAUUAAAAUGAAAUGAAGAUUCUUGUCAUAUGGUGAAGCUCCUUGGGAAUUAUUUGGCUGGAUACAUGGUGUGGACAGUUUAGAUGAUAAAAUAUUUUGCUUUCAUGUACAAGGAAAGAACGCAGCUGGAUAAAAUUUCCUGUUGACUUACCUUUUAGGGGUCAAUGCUAUCUUCUUUUUUGCCAUACAAUUUUAAUAAUUUGCAAAAAAGGAAUGUGUGUUGGAAAUUUGUGGCAAGUAUUGUGAAGUUUUCCAAGCCAACUUGCCGCAGUCUAUAUAUUUAAGUCAAUUAUAUUUGUGUGUUUAUCUCUUAUCUCUUCAGAGUUUUGUUCUGCUUUGCCAUCCUUCGUUUGUUAAGUUAUCAAAGAGAAAAUGGGUAAUUUAUUCUGUUGUGUACAAGUUGACCAGUCUACAGUAGCCAUCAAGGAGAGAUUUGGCAGGUUCGAUGAUGUUCUUGAACCUGGAUGCCAUUGCCUUCCUUGGUUUCUUGGAAGUCAGCUUGCUGGCCACCUGUCGCUGAGGUUGCAGCAGUUGGAUGUUCGUUGUGAGACCAAGACUAAGGACAAUGUAUUUGUCAAUGUUGUUGCAUCUAUUCAAUACCGUGCACUAGCAGAUAAGGCAAGCGAUGCCUUUUACAAACUCAGCAACACAAGGACACAAAUUCAAGCUUAUGUUUUUGAUGUUAUUAGAGCAAGUGUUCCAAAGCUGAAUCUGGAUGAUGUUUUUGAACAAAAGACUGAAAUUGCUAAAGCUGUUGAAGAAGAACUUGAGAAGGCUAUGUCUGCCUAUGGGUAUGAGAUUGUUCAAACACUUAUCGUGGACAUAGAGCCUGAUGAGCAUGUGAAGCGUGCAAUGAACGAAAUUAAUGCUGCUGCAAGGCUGAGGGUGGCAGCUAAUGAGAAGGCGGAGGCUGAGAAAAUUUUGCAAAUCAAACGAGCAGAAGGUGAGGCUGAGUCUAAAUAUUUGUCAGGACUGGGUAUUGCUCGCCAGCGGCAAGCGAUUGUUGAUGGUUUGAGAGAUAGUGUUCUGGGAUUCUCUGUCAAUGUUCCUGGGACGACUGCAAAGGAUGUCAUGGACAUGGUCCUGGUCACCCAGUACUUUGACACCAUGAAAGAAAUUGGUGCUGCUUCUAAAUCUUCGGCUGUGUUCAUCCCUCAUGGUCCUGGAGCUGUUCGUGAUGUCGCUACUCAGAUUCGUGAUGGACUCCUCCAGGCUGCACAUCAGUAACUAUAUGACUUUUCAAAGGCUUAUACUGGGUUUUGCUUUAGACAAGCAUUAAGGGUUUUAAUAUUUGCCUGUUUAGUUCUUGGUGCCUUAGCUCUUGUUUAAUUGUGGUUUGUCAUUUGUCCAGUGUGAGCACUUGUGUACAGAUGAGCGUACAAGGUUUGUGAAGUACAUGGGCUGCAUGAUUUUCUAUUUUUAUAGAUAUUGAGAGGCUUUAUGUUGGA